This is a messenger RNA of Stylophora pistillata, 937 nucleotides long. Its product is annotated as nodal homolog. Lineage: Eukaryota; Metazoa; Cnidaria; Anthozoa; Scleractinia; Pocilloporidae. The record is from RefSeq and is a predicted model, not a curated record. Gene Ontology annotation, cellular component: extracellular region. Gene Ontology annotation, molecular function: growth factor activity; cytokine activity.
UUCUCGAAUAUGACGACAGUAAGGUGCCAAGUUAAUUUUUCGUCAGCCAAUGCACUGGGGGUAUUCAAAGGAUAGUAACUGAGUGUGGAUAGUUGCUUUACUCUGCAAUAUGUCGCAGCCAUUAUUCUUCCUUUUGAUGUUGGUGCUCUAUCUUCUGAGUUCGUUUGCGCCUGUAAACGCUAUUGCAAUCCAAAAACAUUCAGCGAAAAGCUCGCUCACUGAAGACAUCGAGAAAUCAUCAGAACCUAGAGGUCCAAACAGAGCGUCUUCCCUGUCUCAAGAAGAUUCUUCCAGUGCCUCUCAAAAUAAGAAUAAUGUGUCAGAACAAAGAUUUCAGCCAGAGAAAGUUCAAGAUAAAGCCGGUGAGCACGCCUGCCGAAAAGUGGAUAGGAUGAUCAACUCUGUAGACGUUGGCAUCUUGCAUCCUUCCAGCUUCAAUGCUUAUCAGUGCGUUGGGAAAUGCAACAUAAAGCAACUUCAACAUUUCAACAACUAUGCACGGAUAAUGGUGACUCUCAACAGAAAGAAUAAAGUAAAUUCGACAGAUGGCAUGGUCACCUGUUGUGUGCCAGUCAAACUGCGGCCAAUUAGAUUAUUAUUUUGGAAAAAGCAGCAAUUAAUAUUACGUUCCUUUGAAGAUAUGGUUGUCGAAGAAUGCGGGUGUUACCAAACAUUCCAAUAAGGCAAACGCGACAACAUUUUUCGGUUGUUAAAUUAAGGAAGCUUUAUGCUAGAUAAGAGCUUUAUUUUGCAGCAGAGUAGUUUAAAUCAAAGGUUCGACAGUGUUAUUUACCUUCAGUUGCUAAUCCAAUAUGACUUUCUGUCAACUUAGUUGUUAUUUUGAAUUAGGCGCUGGAAGAACUUUUAUUGCAUACAGCUGACAGAGGCAAAGCUAAGAGUUUUGUGAGGUUUAUAAAUAAUCUUUUUGAUUAUGGAG